Messenger RNA from Periconia digitata, 684 nucleotides. Lineage: Eukaryota; Fungi; Ascomycota; Dothideomycetes; Pleosporales; Periconiaceae. The record is from the annotation of a GenBank genome assembly.
CUUCUCCCAUCACCGCAGCUAGCUUCAAGAAUUGGCUGCUGAAGUCUACACGUCCAACCUGUCGCCAUGUCUGGCUACGAGGGCAAGUCUUUCGAACACAAUAUCCCUACAAAGGAAGACAAACCCGAUCAGCACGAACACUCUCGCCGGCCUGAUCUGUCCACCUUUUUCAGCACCUUGGAACUUGUAGACACCUCAAAUCCGAACGAUCACCGCAACGCGAAUGCUCAACCACAGCCGGAGAACACGGCGGCGGCCUUUCGCUUGCUGGCGAAUGCAUUCGAGAUGAUGCGCGGCCCCGAGGAACGGGAUAACAACACUGGCGGGGGGGAGGACUUGCUGGGCAACAUGAUUGAGUACCUGAGGCAGAACGCUGAUGACCCACCGAGCGAGCUCAAGGGUGUGCCAGAUAGUUUCCUGGAUGAGCUGGAGAGGGUACCGAACAAGUCCUUGAAACCCUCCGAUACAUGUCCGAUCUGCGUCAAUCCUUUCUUGGAAGAUCAGUACCCCCUCGUGGUGCAAUUGCCCUGUCACAAAGAUCAUUACUUCGACCUAGACUGCAUACGACCGUGGCUCAAGUUGAACUCUACAUGCCCAUUAGACCGCAAGGAGCUGCUGAAGCCAAAACAACCUCCGCCACCGCCAGAUGAUGACGAGGAGGAUUACGAUGAUAUGUACGCAUGA